AUGUGGCUGGGUUGGUGUCUGGUAACGGUCUUCCCUCUCCCGGGCAAAACGAGCAGACUUCAUCUUCCUUCUCAAGUUUCUUUCUUUCUCGCUUCUUCUGUGUCUCCGCUCCCUUCAUCGCUUUCCAGAAACAUCCAAAAUUUCCCCCCAUCGCUUUCCAGAAACAUCCAAAAGCUCUUCUUCUUAGCUCUCCGUUCCUCCGUGCUCUCCUUCUCGCCGUUCAUGGCCGGAGCUUCGCAGAAGCAAGGGAGUGAUCAGCCUGUGGACUUCCAGGGAUUUCUCAAUGACUUGCAGGAUUGGGAGCUUAAUCUCAAGGACAGAGACAAAAAGAUGAAGCCUUCACUUGCUUCUGAUCAGAUUGGUGGGAAUGGGAGUUCUGUGCAGAAAAAUUAUGCGUCAGAUUCUUCAAGGAGGACCGUUUCAGGAGGACUUUUCGAUUAUUCUAGGAGCAUUGAUUCGAUAGGCAGGAUAUCAAAUGAUGAGAAUGCAGUGGAUGCUACUUCAGAGAAAGAAUUGGGCAAUGAGUAUUUUAAGCAGAAGAAAUUUGCAGAAGCUAUAGAGUGCUACUCUCGGAGCAUAGCUCUGUCGCCAACAGCAGUCUCCUAUGCAAAUAGAGCAAUGGGCUAUAUCAAACUCAAAAGGCGAGGAUUAUUUUUCUUUUUAUUUCAAGAGGCCGAGGAUGAUUGUACGGAGGCCUUGAAUCUAGAUGAUCGUUACAUAAAAGCAUACUCGCGUAGAGCUACAGCUAGGAAAGAAUUAGGAAAAUUUAAGGAGUCAAUGGAAGAUUCUGAUUUUGCCCUAAGGUUGGAACCAAAUAACCAGGAAAUUAAGAAACAGUAUGAUGAGGCGAAGUCUUUGUACGAGAAGAAACUGUUUCAAAAGAUAUCGGGAGAUUGUAAAGCCUCCACGAAAUCCUCAGCAAAAUUUGGAAGGUCAGACAUUAAAGUGAAUGGGGGUGGAGAUGUUUCUGUUUUGAGACCAUCCCAGGCUGCAUCAGCAGCUGUUCAGAAAGAUAAGACCAAGGUUGUGCCCCUCAAAAGAGAUUGUCUUUCUAAGUAUGUUCAUGUCUUUUCUCUGGUCUCAACUUCCUUUGGUCAACAGGAGGAUGGUGGUGGAGCUCUUGGGACCAAAGCUCUACCAAUAGAGGAAAUAGAAACUAUAAGCUCAGUGGCUGGUAGCAAAGCUGAAAGGCAACAUGUCAAAAUUCCUCAAGCACCUGCUGGCCCAGGUUCUAGUUCGGGACAAGUACAGAAUCGUUGCAAAACUGUAAAGCAAGAGCUUAAACCUUCUGUACAUGAGCUUGCUUCACGAGCAGCUUCUCGUGCCAUGGCCGAAGCUGCAAAAAACAUUACACCACCAACUUCAGCUUAUCAAUUUGAGGUUUCUUGGCGAAGGUUUUCUGGGGAUAAAACGCUGCAGGCUCACCUGCUAAAGAUCACCCCUCCAAGUGCAUUACCACAGAUAUUCAAAAACGCAUUAACUGCUCCUAUGCUGAUCGACAUCAUCAAGUGUAUUUCCACAUUCUUCAAAGACGACAUCGAUAUGGCGGUUAAAUACCUAGAGAACUUGACGAAGGUCCCAAGGUUUAGCAUGCUUAUCAUUUCUCUUUCAACACCCGACAAGACUGAUCUUCACAAGAUGUGGGACGAAGUAUUCUGCAGCGAGGCGACUCCAAUUGAGUAUGCAGAGAUCCUCGAUAACUUGCGAUCCGCAUAUUGCAUCGGAUGAUUGCAUAAAGUAGCUGACUUGUUUUUUCUUUUCUUUAUUCACCAAAAUUGUACCUGUAGGUGUAACAUACUUCUUUCAAGGUCUGAUGAGUAAUGAACUAAUGAUUAAUUAAUAUAUAUUAAGGUAAAGUGUUGUUACUGUUCACUAAGAUUAGAUUUUGGUUGGAUUGCUAGCACUGAAUGGCCUUGAGCCUUCUAAUGAGCUUUUUAUUACCUUUUGGAUUUGAGUUGCAUUUGCAAUGAAAUAGGUCUUUCAAUU
This is a messenger RNA of Linum tenue, 1986 nucleotides long. The record is from the annotation of a GenBank genome assembly. NCBI's taxonomy places the organism in Eukaryota, Viridiplantae, Streptophyta, Magnoliopsida, Malpighiales, Linaceae.